GGUCGUUUGAUGCAUUCCAUUCGUCUUGCAGAAUGUCUUUUCCUCGUUCAAGUUACGAUCCCCGUAGGUUUAAUCUAGGAAAACACAGACGUACGAUCGGAAUUUAUCUUGCCGGGGCAUUGUUUGCGCUUGCCAACUGGACGUUUCUCGACGCUGCCAUACUCUCGGCCCAUGCUCAUCCCCCCUAUGACGAACCACAGAUCCCGCCCCCUGUUCAUGUCGCCUUCGUCGACUGGGUACCGGGCAUUUGCUCGCUGCUUGGGAUGCUCAUAAUCAACCUCAUUGACAAGGACCGUAUAAAGGGUGAUGACGGAUUUGGAGAUCCUGGCGCAGUUUGGCGGGCACGUCUCUUCCUGUUUAUCGGAUUUGCCUUUAUGGCAGGAGGACUUGCUGGUAGCGUGUCGCUGCUGGUACUUAAGUACAUCAUGCACGACUACCCAGAACAAUACACCUACUACGGCUACGCCAACGUAUCGCAAAAUGUGGCGCUCAUGCUUUCAGCAGUUGUGUUGUGGAUUGCACAGAGCGUGCAUGAGGAGUAUGACUACCAGCUCUCGCUCUGAAUGCGACAUGGUAGAUGAUACUAGACUGUUGAACUACCUACAACUUUCGUCUUGUAUCUUUUUCCUUUCUUCUUUCUCUGCGUUUUUGGAUCUCGGACUGAUGUAGCGCCCCUGCAUGCGCAAGGAGGUGUACUGAAGACGUGUAUCCAGAUGUUAAAUCAUUUCGAACGCUGGCGGAUUCCCAUUGCGGUCUCUUGUUAGGAUUGCAAUGAGUUCGUUGCAAUGUUAUGACCUAUUCCAUGGCAGCGUUUUGGGGUUUGGCCAUCUUGGUUUCAACCUCCCAGCUCCCCGUACUUGUGCUCAGUCCCUUGUGCGUUCCUGCUAUGCUUCCCAAACAAGUGCCCCGGCAAUAUUCCUCCGUCCCCGACGCCGGUUCCCCUUGCCUGCAAUAAUGCUCGUUCCUGUUCCCGUAGUUCAUAGACUCGGUCACACCAGGUCCGCCUUUCGCUGUCUGGCUUUUUUCG
This is a messenger RNA of Pisolithus orientalis, 1027 nucleotides long. RefSeq lists its product as uncharacterized. NCBI's taxonomy places the organism in Eukaryota, Fungi, Basidiomycota, Agaricomycetes, Boletales, Pisolithaceae. Bases 33 to 563 code for a protein of 176 amino acids. The record is from RefSeq and is a predicted model, not a curated record. The transcript is spliced from 4 exons. Gene Ontology annotation, biological process: protein targeting to vacuole; late endosome to vacuole transport via multivesicular body sorting pathway. Gene Ontology annotation, cellular component: fungal-type vacuole membrane; Vps55/Vps68 complex.